This is a messenger RNA of Ostreococcus lucimarinus CCE9901, 1506 nucleotides long. RefSeq lists its product with no specific name. The transcript is spliced from 2 exons. The record is from RefSeq and is a predicted model, not a curated record. Lineage: Eukaryota; Viridiplantae; Chlorophyta; Mamiellophyceae; Mamiellales; Bathycoccaceae. The coding region runs from base 1 to 1506 and encodes 501 amino acids.
AUGGCGAGGGACGCGCGUCGGACGAGCUCGCGGCUGAGCGGACAGGGCGCGCGCGCGCCCGACGCGGCGACGGGGACGAAGACGACGCGGGCGUCGACGCGGGUUCAAUCGACGACGGCGACGGACGCGAGUCGCGACGACGCCGGUCGCGACGAGCACGGCGGUGCGGCGGGAGAGGAUGGAACGGUGGUGAACGUUCCGAGACGCGCGCGAACGGCGACUCGGCGGAGACUGCGAAAAAGCGAUCCGGCCGUCGGAGAGGGGGGUGGUGAUGGCGACGAAGGGGCGAUAGGGAUUGGUGGCGCCAGCGCCGGCGGUGAGGCGCGCGAUGGAGCGAAGACGGCGGAGAAGAAGCGAGCGGACGCUCGAGACGGUAGAGGCGGCGCGCGCGCCGGCGCCAAGCGACGCGAGGCGGAAAAGAAGUCGACGGCGACGACGGUGAAACCAAGAAGUAGGAAAAAUGGAGGCGUCAACACGAAGGAACGCGAAAUCGCGGAGGCAUUGUUCGAUCUCGCCACGCUCGCUGCGGACGUAGACAGAGAGACGGAGGCGUCGGCGGGCGAGAAGAACGGGAAGCGAAAACGCAGCCGAACGACGAAGAAAGUAGCGGGCGCGAUGUUUACGGCAACGACGACAACGACGACGAAUGGGGGGCUCACGAACGCGAGCGCGGGUACGGGAUACGGGAUGCACGCGGCUGCCGGUUUCGGCGCCGGCUUGGGACUGCAGUUUUCUUCGGCGUUUCCGCCGCCGCCCGUCGGAUACUUCGGCGGAUCGCACGGCGUGAAUCCAUACGGAAUUUCCUUACCUCGACCGAAAAACGCCGCUUUGCACGUUUACAUUUCUCAUUUCAUCGAUUACACGCAGCAAGUGGUGCGUCAGACGGCGCCGGCGCUGGACGCCGGAGUCGACGACGUCGCGCGCGACACGUCGCAGGCGGGUGAUCCGAGCACGUCCACCGCGCACGCACGCUUUCCAGGCGCUUUCUGUGGUCCGUUCCCACCGCUCAUGAACCCGCACGUAAUGGCUGCAUUACUUUCCACGCAGCCGGUGAUGGCGGGCGUCGGGGGCGGCGACGGCGGCGGCGGCGGCGGCGGCGGUGGAGGAGGAGGAGGAGGAGGAGGAGGAGGAGGAGCGCCGGAUCCGCAGCAAGCGCAACAGCAAUUUCAACUGUUGAAUAUGAUGAUGCGGCAAACCGCGGCGUUUCCGAUGUUUGGUGCGGGAUUUCCCGCACCUCCAGGCGCGUCGACCGCUGGUGACGUGAUGGGCGUGCCGGUGUUUCCUCCCGUGGGAGACAACCCCAUGAUGAUGGCGAUGAUGGGCGCGUCGAUGCCGCCUCACGUGUUGGAGGCGAUGAACGCGAUGGCGCAGCAACAACAGCUACAGCAGCAACACGACCAAAUUCAAGCGCCUGUGGGUGAUAAGCUGCCUGCGGCUGCGGCUGCGGCUGCGGCUGCGGCUGCGGAAGUCAAGGUUGAACCGCCCGUCGCCGCGGCGCUGUCGUGA